Molecule: messenger RNA, 2017 nt
Organism: Saccoglossus kowalevskii
Lineage: Eukaryota; Metazoa; Hemichordata; Enteropneusta; Harrimaniidae
Product: transmembrane protein 131-like
Cellular component (GO): membrane
Source: RefSeq, a predicted model, not a curated record
GGCGAAAUGUUUGCAUGAAAUACAACAUGAAAAUUGAACAUAGGUAAAUGUUCAUUUCAGUCUACACACACAAAGUCUGAAUACGAUGAAUAUGUCAUCGGAGGACUCUACUCUGAACUGAAGACAAAACAAAAAUCCAAACUGAAGAGAGAUGACGUACUUGAUAUAGAUCAUUUGAAGAGAUUCAAAGAUGUCAAGUCAAAGUCUCGUAAAGGGUCAAAGUGGACCCAAAGACCAUCUUCAAUGGAGACGUACUGCGACCCAGCACCCUAGAACUACCAUAUACUACAGCGUUAGAGGCAGGUCGUCGUAAUGUCAAAGGACCGACAUCACCACACUCAAUAGCUGCAGCCGUUGCAGCUAAGGCACUCAAGAAGAAUCUAAAAGAGAGCACUAGUGGUAUUAGCACCAUCACACCACCAACCAUCAGUGAAAGCAGCAGUGAUAGGAGCAGUGACAAAGACUCACCACCGCCACUAUGGGAUCAACCUAAACCUGUACCAAACAGUGAUGCAUUGCAACAGUUAUCCAUCCAGACACUACAAGCUAACUCCUUGCUUAACGCUGACUACUUGUACAAGCCCUCUCAACUUCAUCCUGUUCCAAUCACAGCAUUGGGGCCCGUGUCCCCAGGUCUGAGUGCCAGCAGUCGUAGCAGCAGCUACAGUAGUGUUGUGAGCAGCACCAGCAGUGGAGAAAGUGGGCGCAAGAAGAAAAAGAACAAGCUGACCAAAAAUUUGACUUACACCAGGCAAGACUAGUAGUUCUGCAUUCACCGCUGUUGGGGACAAACACAAGCAUCCAGGUGCGAUUGGUACUAUAACUAAGUCUAUGAAAGCAUCAUGGAAUAUAUCUGGAGAGAUGGACUCUUCUGAUGCCUGUAGUAGUGGUUCCUCACCUAACAGUCCUGGUGGAGUACCUUUAACACCAAGCACUGAUAAUGUCUUCAAUCAUGUCAGAAAACAACCACAACCACAACCUCAGUUUGCACCGCUGGAAGAAGCAACACAUUUCCCUUUCGGUGAUGAUUUAGGUACAUCAGUAUGGGCAUCUAAGAAACGUGAGCCACCAUCCAAUGCUGCACCUGGUGCUCAGAGUGAGUGGUCAGGAUUUGGUGUAAGUACUGCUGCUAAUUCUAGCUCACUAUGGGAUACAACUACACCGUCAUGGACUACUGCUACUAAUGCUACAUCACCAUUGUUCCAAGGAAAUCCCUUGUGGAAUACCCCAGUUCAAGACAACAACUUGAUCCCGUCUAUCUGGACUAAUGAUCCUAUCUGGACAACUAGUAUUAGCAGUAGUGACAGCUCCUUACUGGAUAUCAGUGGUACUGCAUCUAACACGGCUGUUCCUAAUGCAGAUGUGCCUGGGACGUUUGACCCAUUCGAUUCAUUUCGCAGUAGUAUCUGGGGUCAGCAUUCCAAUGGAUCUCUGUGGAAUACCGCCAAUAAACAAGAUGAAGACCGAAAAGAUUAAAAUAACAAUUUGUGAACCCUCAGUCGUUUUAAUGUAUAAUAUGUAGAAAUGUGCAGUUAUAUAUAAUUUAAGGGUUUUGUUACAUUUGAUAAUUUUUUUCAUACCAUUUCUACAUUACAUGUAUGGUCAUCCCUAUUAUUCUUAUCAUAAUGAUUCUGUUAUACCACUUUUAUUAUACCAUUCUCAUUUAUAUCAUGUUAUUAAUUCAGCUCUUCUUAUUCUGUUAUACCACUUUGCCAUUAUCAUACAGUGAUGUAGAGCCCCUUUCCCACUGUUCUGCACCAUUACAUCACUCAUUGUUAUACUCCUGUGUAUUAUACACCCUUUCCCACUGUUCUGCACCAUUACAUCACUCAUUGUUAUACCUCUGUGUAUUAUACACCCUUUCCCACUGUUCUGCACCAUUACAUCACUCAUUGUUAUACUCCUGUGUAUUAUACACCCUUUCCCACUGUUCUGCACCAUUACAUCACUCAUUGUUAUACCUCUGUGUAUUAUACACCCUUUCCCACUGUUCUGCACCAUUACAUCACUCAUUGUU